Castor canadensis (American beaver) is the source of this 2278-nucleotide messenger RNA. RefSeq names its product solute carrier family 25 member 6 (gene Slc25a6). Gene Ontology annotation, cellular component: mitochondrial inner membrane. The record is from RefSeq and is a predicted model, not a curated record. Gene Ontology annotation, molecular function: ATP:ADP antiporter activity. Gene Ontology annotation, biological process: mitochondrial ATP transmembrane transport; negative regulation of mitochondrial outer membrane permeabilization involved in apoptotic signaling pathway; mitochondrial ADP transmembrane transport. Lineage: Eukaryota; Metazoa; Chordata; Mammalia; Rodentia; Castoridae.
CUUAGCGGCUGCGCGCUGGCCUCCCCGUCCUUUCGGUCCCGGCGGCAGGGCUGAGCUAGCGACGGGGUCUGUCCGUCUCUCCACGCGAUCGGGAUCUGUCCAUUUGCUGCCCCGCGCUCCACGCCACCAUGACGGAACAGGCCAUCUCCUUCGCCAAGGACUUCCUCGCCGGGGGCAUCGCUGCCGCCAUCUCCAAGACGGCCGUGGCCCCGAUCGAGCGGGUCAAGCUGCUGUUGCAGGUCCAACAUGCCAGCAAGCAGAUCGCAGCCGACAAGCAGUACAAGGGGAUCGUUGACUGCAUCGUGCGGAUCCCCAAGGAGCAGGGCGUGCUGUCCUUCUGGAGGGGCAACCUGGCCAACGUGAUCCGCUACUUCCCCACGCAAGCCCUCAACUUCGCCUUCAAGGAUAAAUACAAGCAGGUGUUCCUGGGUGGCGUCGACAAGCACACCCAGUUCUGGAGGUAUUUCGCCGGCAACCUGGCCUCCGGAGGGGCUGCGGGAGCGACUUCCCUGUGCUUCGUCUACCCGCUGGAUUUCGCCAGGACCCGCCUGGCCGCCGACGUGGGCAAGUCGGGCACCGAGCGCGAGUUCAAGGGCCUGGGCGACUGCCUGGUGAAGAUCACCAAGUCGGACGGCAUCCGCGGCCUCUACCAGGGCUUCAACGUGUCCGUGCAGGGCAUCAUUAUUUACCGGGCCGCCUACUUUGGGGUGUACGACACAGCCAAGGGCAUGCUUCCAGACCCCAAAAACACGCACAUCGUGAUCAGCUGGAUGAUCGCGCAGACUGUCACCGCGGUGGCCGGCGUGGUGUCCUACCCGUUCGACACCGUAAGGAGGAGGAUGAUGAUGCAGUCUGGCCGCAAAGGAGCGGACAUCAUGUACACAGGCACCCUGGACUGCUGGAGGAAGAUCUUCAAGGACGAGGGCGGCAAAGCGUUCUUCAAGGGCGCCUGGUCCAACGUCCUGCGCGGCAUGGGCGGCGCCUUCGUCCUGGUGCUGUACGACGAGCUGAAGAAAGUCAUCUAGGAGGUCUGUCCCCUGCACACGGGUUGGGACUCCGCGGCCCCCAGAUUUCUCCAUUCCUAUUACGGACCACUGACCUUCGAGAAAUUCCAGUCUUGUCCUGGCUGCCACCUUGUCCUUCCUUAGAGGGGGCUCAAGGUGACCUUGAGCAACCCAUGACACCCCGACCUCCCCGGGUUGAUGGCUGGGGGGUGAUGGAUUGACGUGAUGACGUCACAGAGGGUCCACGGGGUGGGGCGGCCCGGCCAGGAGGACCUGGACGUCCAGGGCGCUUGUCGGACCCGUUGUCUUUAUUUAUUUCAGACAAAAGUUUCAUGUGUCCCGUUUGUGCCUGUCGCACUAGCUCCUCUUUUUGCACACACAGCCCUAGCGAUUCGGUUCCAUGUCGGGCAUUCGGACGCAAAAUAAAACACAGGACACGAUGGACCUCGCCUUGUCCCCCCGGCCGGCGGCCCCAGCUCGGCGUGCACCCCCCUUCGCCAGCCCCCCAAAAGCAACACGGGUUCCUGGCUCCGUCCAAGGUCGAGGUGUGGCAGGGCCAUGUCUGGUGACAGCUGCUUCCUGGUCCAUGCAUGGCGCCGUCUCGCUGUGUCCUCCAUGGUGGAAGGGCAGGGGGCUCUCUGGGGUCUGUUAGAAAUAAGGACACCGACCCCAUCCAUGGGGCUCCACCCCGUGACCCCGUCACCUCCCAGAGUCCCCACCUCCCAGCACCGCCAUCUGGGGAUGACAUUGUAGAUGGGAAUUUGGGGGACACAACACAGGAGGCUGCCCCAGCCUCUCCCUGCUUCGCCCUGCGUCUGUGUGUCCUCCCUUGUCCGUUAUAGGCCGCCCUCAUCUCAAAGUCCCUCCCUCCACCCGCAGCGACCCUGUUUCCAAAUGACGCCCCAGCCCCAGCCCCAGGUGACACAAGUUUGGAAAACACCCUACUCCCCUCAGUUGUGUGCGACUUCACCAUAUUCCAGUGUGGCGGCCUGGCCCAGCGGAGUGGGUGACACAGCUGGCCCAGGCGACCUCAUCUCACGACCUUCAUUCCGCUUACAAAGACCCUAUUUCCAAAUGGGGCCAUUCUCAGCUCCCAGGCUGACUUGUCUUUAAGAAAAGUCACCAUUGCCCUCAGUUCUGUGGGACUCGACCAUUUUCCAGUGUGGCGGCCUGGCCCAAUGGCGUGGGUGACACAGCUGCUCCAGGCGACCUCAGGACCCCAAUGCUGUGUGUCUUCUGUUAAAAGGACACUGCCACUGCAUGUAGGGCCACCA